Messenger RNA from Cataglyphis hispanica, 6643 nucleotides. RefSeq names its product protein patched (gene ptc). Bases 982 to 4947 code for a protein of 1321 amino acids. The record is from RefSeq and is a predicted model, not a curated record. Gene Ontology annotation, cellular component: plasma membrane. Gene Ontology annotation, molecular function: smoothened binding; hedgehog receptor activity; hedgehog family protein binding. The transcript has 12 exons. Gene Ontology annotation, biological process: smoothened signaling pathway. Lineage: Eukaryota; Metazoa; Arthropoda; Insecta; Hymenoptera; Formicidae.
CUGCUCUAAGUGGCGGUCGUGUGGACGCCGGCGCCUGUCGUCGCACCAUUACGCACGAAUACGUAUCAUUAGGACGCACCAGGGGCCCGCGCAAAGGGCCCGUCGUAUUCUACAAGCGCGUCCGAACAGCGACGACGACGGCAACGACGAAAACGACGACGACGAUAACGUUCGGUGUUGUGACAGUGUGACAACGAGCCGGGCCCGUGACGGGCCCCGCGGCUAUCCGCCGGAUUACGGCACGUGACGUUCCGUACGCGGGAAAAAAAAUAAAUACUGUCGCGAGAUACAAUUUUCUCGCGGUGGCGCGUUCUCGGCUCCGUCAGUGAGAGCGAGCGAGAAAGAGAAAGAAAGAAGGGGAUAGAGAGAGAGAGAGAGACGAGUGUUUAUCACGGGUAACCUAAAAACCGAUCUCGUCGGCGCAGUACGAUACAUAUAUCGGUAGGACGCGCGCGCAUGCGCAUCGCGGCACGCUAUCCUCGUGCGCGAAUUUCGAGCGAGGCGCGGGGUCACGUGGUUGUUGUACAAACCCGCGGACAGUGUUGGUGAACAAGUGCUCCCGGAAGGUGUUACGAUUUCUCCAGUCAGUGAGUGUGAGGGUGAGCGUCCCGUGCGUCGUUUCGGUCCCACGCUCGAGUUCGCGACACGUCGAGAUCGAGAGAGAGAGAGAGAGAGAAAUAGCUCCGAAAAGAACGCGCCUCCAUCUGAAACCAGAUCGUUCGAACCUCCCUUAAAAAAAAGAACCGAUAUUAAAACGUCAACGCAAAGUUAUUUAUUAUCUCAAGGGUUGUCAGAGGUGACCACUAACUAGCCGCGCAACGAGAUCCGUAACAAGAGAUCGAUGAGAAAUUGAAGAUCGGUCGGUCGAGUGAGAUCGAGAAGGACAGAAAGACGGAUAAAGGGAGACAAGAAGGGGGCGAAGGUGAACGAGUUCGUAAAAUCGUAACCGUGCGUGGCGUGCGGGCGAAUGCAUGACAGAUCAUGGUUUCCGUGUCCGGCCCCAUAUCCACAGGGAUCCUAGCGGAACGCCCUUCUGGAUCGCAGGGCUCGCGGCAGCAUGGUGGCGCGGAGGAUGAGAAGGACGCCAAGGCGGCGGAAAAUGCCAAGAUCCGGCACGAGUCGGAUCUCUACGUCAGGCCCAGCUGGACGGACGCCGCGAUAGCGUUGGAUCAACUCGAAAAGGGAAAGGCGGAGGGUCAGAGGUCAGCGGUAUGGAUCAGGGCGCGACUACAGGAUCAGCUAAGUCAGCUGGGUUACUUCCUACAGAGGCAUGCCGGCAAAGUGCUCUUCGUGGCCGUUCUCGCCCUGGCUACGUUCUGCGUCGCCCUCAAGUCCGUGCAAGUCAAUAGUAAGGUCGAUCAGCUGUGGGUGCAAGAAGGUGGAACACUAGAAAGGGAGCUGACCUACGCCUCGGAAGCGCUCGGCGAGGCUGCCCCUUCGACGCACCAACUCAUCAUCCAGACGCCGAAGCAUUCCGGAGUGAAUAUUCUACAUCCGGCCGCGCUCAAGGAACAUUUGGCCGUCCUGAAGGCUGCGACGCAAGUUACGGUGCACCUGUUCGACAUCACGUGGAGGCUGAAGGACUUGUGUUACGCGCCGAGCAUACCCAACUUCGACCUGCACUACAUCGAUCAGAUCUUUGACAGUAUUAUACCUUGCGCCAUUAUGACACCCCUCGAUUGCUUUUGGGAAGGUAGUAAACUCUUGGGUCCAGAAUAUCCUGUUCAUAUACCCAGCGACAACAACAAACCCAUCCAAUGGACGAACCUUAAUCCCUUAUGGAUGUUGGACGAGAUGAAGAAGUUGCAGUUCGUGUUCCCCUUUAAAACGCUCGAGGACUGCAUGAAGAGAGCCGGAAUAACGAACGGCUAUCAGAGCAAGCCUUGCUUGAAUCCGGCGGAUCCAGAAUGUCCGGAAACCGCGCCUAACAAAAAAUCCAAACAGGUACCUGAUGUAGGAGUCGAGUUGACAGGAGGCUGCUACGGAUUCGCAGCCAAGUACAUGCAUUGGCCGGAAGAGCUCUUAAUCGGCGGUGCUAAGCACAACAAGACGGGCCAUUUGACUCGUGCAGCCGCAUUACAGACCGUAGUGCAGCUCAUGGGCGAACGGGAAUUGUACGACUUUCUGGCGAACACCUACAAAGUCCAUCAUAUCGAUUGGUCACAGGAGAAGGCGGCCCAGGUGCUGGAGACUUGGCAGAGAGCGUUUAGCAACGAGGUGAAGAAGCAAGUGGAUAUGAACGUGUCGAUGCCAUACAAUCUGAAUGCCUUUAGUACGACCACUUUGAAUGACAUCCUUGGAAAGUACAGCGUGGUGUCCGUCAUGAAGAUCGCGAUUGGUGGCGCGCUUAUGUUGUUUUAUACUGGCAUAGCCCUCCUUCGUUGGAAAGAUCCGGUGCGCUCGCAAUCCGGAGUAGGAAUAGCUGGCGUGAUGCUGAUUUGCGCUACUGUAGCCGCUGGAUUGGGCUUCUGCGCGCUUCUGGGUAUUCCGUUUAACGCCACUACGAUGCAGAUAGUGCCGUUUCUCGCACUCGGUCUGGGUGUACAUGACAUGUUUCUACUGACGCACACGUAUGCUGAGCUGUCAGUGAACGAGGUGCCCAGCGGCGAGCAAACGGGAGUCGUUCUCAAACGAACCGGUCUGUCGGUGCUGCUGACAGGUCUCACCAAUGUUUCUGCCUUCUUCGCUGCAGCGAUAAUCCCGAUCCCGGCUCUCAGAACAUUCUGUCUGCAAACCGGUAUCUUGCUACUGUUCAAUCUGGCCGCUAUGCUGCUGAUCUUCCCUGCAAUGGUCAGCCUGGAUCUGCGACGUAGACGCUCAGGCAGAAAAGACAUUCUCUGUUGUUGCUUACCAGCAUUGCCCAAUCUCAAGAAGAAUAAAUAUUUGAUGAAGAAUAAUGGCACGGUCAAGCAGAUGGUCACUAGGGCAAUUCCGCCUGAAAGACGAGAGACUUGUACUCAAAUCCUAACAUCGCAUAAUACGCAGAAUGAAUCUUGGAUAGGUGGACAUAUCGACGUGGAACUAGAAAAGCAGUACACUGAGGAAGACGCUCUGACCGGUUGUUCCCAAGAUGACUGCCUAAGUUUCUCUUUGACACGGCUCGCGGCCCGGCAUUAUGCACCUUUUAUCAGCCGACCUGCCACUAAAGUGUUCGGUAUGAUGAUUUUGAUUAUCGUGCUAGUUGGCAGCUUGUGGCAAGCGAUGCGCGUACGCGAUGGUUUAGACUUGACUGACCUGGUGCCGCAGAACUCGAACGAGCAUGCAUUUUUGGCCGCCCAAGCGAAGCAUUUUGGCUUCUAUAAUAUGUACGCGAUUACCGGGCGAGAUUUCGAAUAUCCAAACAAUCAACGACUGUUGUACGAGUAUCACGACGCCUUUGUACGGAUCAAAAACGUCAUCAAGAACGAUAACGGCGGACUGUCCGAAUUCUGGCUUGGUCUAUUCCGUGAUUGGUUGAAAAAUCUACAAGCAGCAUUUGACAAGGACUAUAACAAUGGUUGCAUUACCCAGGAGAGGUGGUACAAGAAUGCGAGCGACGAAGCAAUUCUAGCAUAUAAACUGCUUGUUCAGACCGGCUAUGUGGAUAAUCCAAUCGAUAAGACGUUGAUCACCCAAGUGCGAUUGGUCGAUUCGGAAGGUAUCAUCAAUCCGCGUGCUUUCUACAACUAUCUGAGUGCCUGGGCAUCUAACGACGCGCUUGCCUAUGGUGCCUCGCAGGCGAAUCUGCGACCCGAACCGCGUCAGUGGAUCUAUACCAAUGACCAUGAACUGAAAAUCCCAAAGAGCAUGCCACUCACUUAUGCCCAGAUGCCAUUCUAUCUUCACAAGCUCACCGAUACACAGCAGAUUACAGAAUUGAUUGGCAGUAUUCGGAAACUGUGCAAAAGAUUCGAGGAACGCGGCCUGCCGAAUUUUCCAUCCGGUAUACCGUUUCUCUUCUGGGAACAAUACAUGGAUCUGAGGAACUGCUUGGGAAUCGCUCUUCUGGCUGCUUUGAGUACAAGCAUCAUCAUCAUCGGAGUGCUAUUGUUGAAUAUGUGGGCCACCUUGCUGGUCGGCAUUUCUUUAGGUGCCGUCGUUCUGCAGUUGUUAGGCAUCAUGGGUCUAUUUGACAUCAAACUGAGUGCUGUACCCGCUGUACUGUUGGUAAUCAGCGUCGGCAUAGCUGUUCACUUCAUGGUGCACAUUUGCCUGAGUUUCAUCACUAGUGUGGGAAGUAGAGAUCGCAGAAUGCGCUUAGCUCUAGAGCAUAUGUAUGCUCCAAUCGUCCACGGCGCGAUCACCAUGCUGCUUGCGGUGGUGAUGCUUGCCUUCUCCGAAUUUGACUUUAUAGUCAAAUAUUUCUUCUUCAUACUAGUAUGCGUGAUCGGCGUCGGCCUCGUAAAUGGCAUUUUUUUCUUCCCGAUUCUGCUGUCCCUGAUUGGCCCGUCAGCGGAAGUAAUCCCGAACGAUCAUCCGGAUCGUAUAUCUACACCGACACCGCCGGCAUCACCCAUUGUGAGAAGGUCCAAGCCUCCCGCGCCGCCAAGGAGAUCUCACAAGAUCGAGAACGCUAGGUUGCACGCUGAGCCGUCACUCACAACUAUCACAGAAGAGCCUAACUCGUGGCAUAGCACGCAAGAGUCUUGCAUCAUUGUCCAACCGGAACUCAAGGUGGAAACCACUUCUACGUGCGGCAAUCAGAACUGUAGCGGAUCAGACACGAGCGGGUCUAGUCGAACGUCACCAGUUCCAUCCACUGCACACAUUACCACCAAGGUCACCGCAACGGCAAAUAUCAAAGUGGAGGUUCACACACCGUUAACCAGCGGAAUGGAUCGUAGUGAAAAGUGCCGGCACACUGGCACCGGUAGUCGAAGGAGCUCGCGCUGCAGUGCGAACGUUAAUGUUGGGGAGUCUUCCGGCUCCAGUUCUGAACCGGAUUCAGACUCUAACCCAAAACAUUGAUAACAAGAACCGAGGGGACCAGCAGCUGCUGCUCAAGUACCACGCAAAGCGGGAAAACACAGAAGGCUGACUAGUAUAGAUAAAUUUUUCACUUUCUCUUCCUCUUUCCUUUCUUCUGUCUUGUCUCUUUUUUUUGUUUCUUUUUCUUUCUUUCUUUCUUUCUCUCAAAUGAGUAAUACAACAUGCAUGGUUGUCUUACUCAAAUCUUAAAAAUGAAAGUAUUACAACGCACACACUUGUAUUUUUACAAUGUAUGUAAGUACUUUUUGGAAAACAUUAAUAUCGCAUGUUUAAUACUUUUUAUACCGAAUUUUUUAAAGUGACAAACACUUCCUGUAGGAAAUGUAAGAAACAAAAUUGUAUUUAUACAAUUAUAUACAGUAUAAUAUAAUACAAUUACAAUAUAAUAGAAUUUAAUUAGAAUUUUUAAGAUCAGGAUCCAUAUUUAUAUUUUAUACAUAUAUUAUAAAUAUACAAAUUGCGCUCUCUAUAACGGUUUUAAGCAAAGUUUACUAAAGUUUUUAAUCAUGAGAGAAGCCAUAGACAUAGACAUAUACAUAUAUAAAUCGAAUAUUGAUGACAUAAUAGAGAGAAAGAGCAAGAAAAAUUAGAAAAAGAUUCUCUUUUUCUAAUUUUUAUUUUUUCCUAACAAAAGAUUGCACAGGCAUAAAUGAAAAAACAUUUUUUUUUUUUUGUUCUUCAUCUCUCAUUUUUCUUUUUUUUCUAUUUCUUUCACCAAAAUUGAAUGUAAAACUUUCGCUCGAUCUAUAUGUAUUGUGUCUAUGUAUGUGCGCAAAAUUAAACUUUAAGCAAAAUAAAAUGAAAUGGCAUGUUAUUUCAACAGCGUAUUAAAUAUGUGAUAGUAUUAUCAAUGACAAUAAUGCGCGGGUACAAGUUUAAUAAGUAAAUUUACUAGAGUAUUUUAGUUAAAUUUAUUUAAUUAAUGACUCGCACACUUCAAAACAAGAGAAUGGUUUAGGUCACAUACUAUCGACAAAGACAUAGAGACAUUGAGUGAUUUAUUUUUUGUAGAUAGAAUAUGACAGUAUCUAUUUUGUCUUUGUUUAGUAAAUAAAAGGUACCAAUGUGUGGUAAUAUUUACAAAAUAUAUACUUAACUGGGAGAGAGCACUUAUUAAGUUGUACAUACCUGUGUUAUUACAGGUAUCUUUAAUCUAAAAAAUUAAAGAUUUACCGCCGUUAGGAUAUGCGAUGUUCUUUAAAUGUAAUUGCGAAAUAUUUUUAGAAGACAAUUGCCUUUUUUUAUAGGUGCGACGCAACUUUCCGAUAUUAUUAUUUAUUUUUUCGAUAAUGAGAAAUAUAUACAUAUAUACAUUUAUAUAUGUAUGUAUAUAUGAGUGUGUAUGUAUGUGUAUGAUAUGUAUACGUAAUGCGCAAUGUGUGUAUGUGUACGAGCGAUAUACCGAAUCUCUGUGUGUGAGACCUAUUUAUUAUUUAUUUUUAUAAUAAUAAUAUUCCUCGGUGUUUUUCGCACGCGGAUAUACGUGUGCGAAGCGGUGCUUGUACGAUUUCGCGCACGAAUCUGAUGUUGACUUGUAAAAAUACUUUUAUUUAUAUCUUAUAUAAGUGAGAAUAUAACAACACACGUUGCGUACGCGGUGUACAAUGACGGUACUUAAUUUAAUAGAGUAUCCUAUUCCUAUUCUGAUUCAUACCUCUGAUGUGUUGUGUAUAAA